UGCUGACUUGAAAAUGAAUAUGGUAUUCAUAUGAAUAGAACUAUGCUAAGUGAUGAAAAAAGAAUGUUGAAAUUGUUGAGUUUAAAUCGAAGCCCUGAAAUGUUUGGCACAUCCAGCUGGUGAUGUCAUGAUAUGUCCCACUAAAAGUUAGCCCACCAGCGGUGCACCUUCCGACAUGCGACCCAGACAACUGGAGCCAUUAGCCUUCAACUGUAUCAAGAUCCCUAAACUUGAUUAACUUAGUCUCUACCUCAUUCAACCUUUUAAAGAUGAGGCUCUCGUCUUUAUAUUGUAUCCAACUGCUAGCAGCGACAGCAUCUGCCCAACUCGUCGCCUUACCCUUCAAGCUCCGCCCGCAACCCAGCAAUCAACAGCCCCUCAUGGAUCCCGUCGGUCCCGUCGUACCACCUUCCAAGCAACCCGCGGGCUCUAAACCGCAACCACCUCCCUCCCAAGGAGGAGUGCUGAUUUCAGAUGUAAUGGGUCGUGAUCGGAGUAUCAACAUAUUCGCCGGAUUUACCCGCGAUAUCGAAUCGAUAUCCUCGCGUCUCGACGACUCGUCGAAGAAUAGCACUGUGCUCGCCCCGCGUAACUCUGCCGUCGAUCAACUACCGCGCAAACCUUGGGAAGAUCCUAAAGACUACGAGGCACUUGGUGCUAAUGCAUACGAGGGUGGUGAUGGUCAAGAUAGGGCACAUAGGAAUCUGAGGAGGUUUGUUGAGGCGCACGUGGUUCCUUUUAGCCCGUGGCCUGAGAAUGAGAAGGUAAAGACAUUACUAGAUGGGGAUAGGGAGAUAUGGUGGGAGACGAAAGAUGGUGUCAAAACAAUCCAACCCGAUGGGAUCGAGAUUGACAGUAUCGCCAGCAGAGUUGGCAAUGGUGAACUAUGGAUUAUAAGAGGUGUUCGAAACUAUGCCUAAUGCAUGAUAUAUUAUGAUUGUUAGUUAGGCGUUUCGAGGUGUAAGGCCUGUAUUUUUAUGAUAUUAGUGUUGGUUCCGGGUCAAUAACUCAAAGUUUAUGGGAUCCGGGUCGGUAUAUGGGACGCACCGGUAUUUUCUCUUUUUGAUAAGAAUGUUGAUCAUCUAGGCGGCAUUGCUACGCGGUAGAUGUAGUCUCCUGACUGACAUAACUAGAGAGUGAUAUCUCGAUGGAUAGUCAUCUCUGAGCAUGUUAGGGUUAGGGUGGCCUAGAAGAAUAAGCGUCUAAGUCUAAUUAUGAGAUAUUUGAGUGAGAUAUUAGUUGUUGGACAAAAUACCGUCUUUACUCUUCUACUUUUAAUGCGAUGUCAAAGAUUGUCUCAUGAAAUUCCUUAGGCCAAUCACUAACUCUAAGACUCUGGAUGGCACAAUCCUAUGUACAAGAGGAAUAUUUUCGACCACAAUGGAAAAAAGCAAAUAUCGGUUUCUAGGGUUAUCGAGAUAAAGCUAUAGUUAGUACAGACUGUUGAUUCCCUAGCCCUAGGCUGAUUUAGCACACAUUAUCGAUAUUAAAGUUCUUGUACUUUGAAGCUAUCGAUAUUGAGCCGCAUUUUUGCU
This is a messenger RNA of Hypoxylon trugodes, 1535 nucleotides long. RefSeq lists its product as uncharacterized. The transcript is spliced from 2 exons. The record is from RefSeq and is a predicted model, not a curated record. Bases 270 to 920 code for a protein of 216 amino acids. Lineage: Eukaryota; Fungi; Ascomycota; Sordariomycetes; Xylariales; Hypoxylaceae.